Molecule: messenger RNA, 786 nt
Organism: Microtus oregoni (creeping vole)
Lineage: Eukaryota; Metazoa; Chordata; Mammalia; Rodentia; Cricetidae
Product: ankyrin repeat domain-containing protein 7-like
Exons: 6
Coding region: 1-786 (261 amino acids)
Molecular function (GO): protein binding
Source: RefSeq, a predicted model, not a curated record
AUGCAGGAGGACUUCAAUUAUGAUGCCUUUACCAUUCCGUCCCCUCAGCGGACUCGCUGGUAUACCCGCCUGUGGUCUGCAUGCCGGGGUUGUGGGUGCUUGUGUCGAAAAAAGCAGCGAUUUCCCUUGUACCUUAUUGGGUAUGAUCCCGUGGGACGGUUCCAAAGGGCGGCCAGUGUGGGUGAUGUCGCUUUAGUGGAGAGAUUAAUCAAUGCCAGUGAACACCAUGUUAACGAAUGCGACAGGAGGGGCAGGAGUCCACUUCACUACGCUUCUGCCCAUAAUCAUCCAAAUGUAGUAAGAUUGCUAUCAUCCAACGACUGUACCGAUAUUAAUAUGAAGAAUGAUGAAGGCUGCACACCCUUAAUUAAGGCCGCCCAGCGGGACAGUAUAGAAUGCAUCUCUAUUCUACUCAUACACGGUGCUGAUCCCAACAUUGUAGAUGACAGUGGCGAUGCUGCCCUCCACCACGCCAUUUGCAGAGGGAACAUACCAGUUGUCAGCAAACUGCUGGAGUAUAAUGUAGAUAUUAAAGCCAAAACAGAGCAUGGGUUGACACCCUAUAAACUCGCUUUGUUUCAAAAUCAACUUGAAAUGGUGCAGUUUUUAAUUGAGAACGGUGCAGAUGCACAUUCUGAGCUUACACCAUAUAGUGGAGGAGCAGCUGCAGUAGAAUCAGAACAAUCAACAAAAAAGUGUGCCAACUUCCACAAAGGUUAUACCCUGAUACAAAAGACAGAAGCCAUACAUCUAUUCCUAGUGGUAGCAAUUUGCACCAUAAAAUGA